CUUCCUGUAGGCCCCUGGCAGAGAAGCAUGCAGUGGUGUCUCCUGCUGCUCUGGGCCCAGGGGCUGAGGCAGGCUGCCCUCACCUCAGGUAAGGCCUGAAAUCUGGCAGAGCAGGGACCGGGAGACAGCAAGGUUGAGCUUGGCGGGAAGACCAGGGUGCCUGUGUAGGGAAGGUUCCGAGUGCACGUCACAUCUGUUUUAAGGAAGGAAGUGUAAUUUUCAGAGUCUUGUGUACCCUCAUGUGAGAAAGGCAAUCUCUGAGAAGGAGCUAAAAGUUCUGUUUUGGGUGGCAGAUGAAGGACUUUGUAGACCCUUGGGGUUGGGGGUGCCUUGCUGGCUGGCACAGUCAAAGAAAAAAGAAGGCAUCAGGAAGGAGGAAUUAUCGGCUUGCUUUUAGAAACUCACUCCUGCUCCAUCUUCUUUUCUUUUGUCCUGAGGAACCUUCCGGAAAAGCAUUGGCUGAAGUGACCCAGAUCAACUGGGAGCAGCAGGACCAGCUUCUGGCCAUUUGUCAUGCUGACCUUGGGUGGCACAUCCCCCCAGCCUUUAGAGACCGAGUGGCCCCAGGCCCCGGACUGGGCCUCUCCCUCCGGUGGCUGACCACAAAUGACACAGGAGAAUAUUUCUGCAUCUACCAUACCUACCCUGAUGGGAUUUACAAGGGAAGAAUCUUUUUGGAGGUCCUCAGAAGCUCAGUGGCUGAGCACAGCGCCGGGAUCCAGAUGCCAUUGCUUGGAGCCGUUGCCACAGUGCUGGUGGCCACCUGCACAGCAGUCGUCGGGGUGGUCGUGUUGGCUAGAAAGAAAUCUCUCAGAAUCCGUUCUGUGGAAAGUGACCUCAGGAGGACACCAGCUGAACGGGAGCAACGGAGUCCCCGAGUCCCCGCGUCCCCUGGGAGCUGCGUCCAGGCAGAAGCCGGCCCUGCUGGCCCCUGCGGAGAGCAGAGGAGAGACGACUACGCUGAGCCGCACGACUACUUUAACGUCCUGAGUUACAGAAGCCUGGGGAGCUUCAGCUUCCUAUCAGAGACUGGUUAGGGCCAGAGAGGCGUCUUCUGGGAGGCCUUUGCUGUUAGCAGCGGCCGUACAAGCUGCUGUAUCCUCCAUCAGUGUGUGUGUGUGUGUACUCAGGGGAGUAAAUGAAUGUCAUUCUCUUCCCACCUUCAUUUCCUCUCCCUUUCCUUCCGUCCCAGGAUGGCAGACCUGGGGUAAGUAGUGUGUAUCUUGAUCGUGAAUGUUAAAAAAAACUUGACCUGGUUUUGAAUCUGGCAGUUUGAGCAGAACCCAUGGCUCUGAGAAACACAUUCCUCUUAAUGGCACUGGGCAGGGUUUGGGGCUACUGGGUUUUGUGGCGGGUGACGAGGAUGGGAUGACUGCAGAGCCACCCUCGUCUCAUUUUCACUGUCAUUUUCAUUAACAUUCACUUAUUCGAGGCAUGUAGUGAACAAGGCAUGUUAUGAAUAAGGCAUGAUAUCAGGCUUUAUGGGGAGAUUCCAGGAUGACUCAACCUCGGUCUCUGCUCUUAGGAACUUACAGUUAAGCGGGGAGAUAACAUUCACAUUAAAAGGUAAUAUGCAGUUAAGGGUACACGAUGCAGGCCUUCGGGAAGAGAUGUCGGUUUGGGGCGAGGUGGCCAGGGUAGGCUGAUCUGUGGGGAAGUGUCGGGGAGCACAGAGGGAACCCUGAGGCUGGCCUGGUGGGAGCGGGAGCUUUGUCUGGGGACCUUGUGGGAACUAAGGCCGGCGCAGCUGUACGUGCCACAGGGAAGGCCUUGGCACCAAGGGCGCCAGCGCGCUUCAGAUUUUACUCUCCGGGCAGGCAUUUCAGGCCUCCCUUUGCUGUGGUGCACUCAAGCGUGUGAGCGACCGCCCGACUCACAGGACCCAGGCCCGGCCAGCUGUGCGUGGGAGGCCCACAGGAAAUGGCACAGUUGCGCCACAGUUACCCCGGCCCCAGUACGAAGAGGUCAGAGAGUGAAUAAAAGUGUUCAAAGAAGCUAGUUUGAGGGUGUAUAUUUUCUAAACCCUCUAUCAGCCCCUCCUUUUUUCCCCCCUAGGAAAAGUCCCUAUUUUAAAAAUCCAGAUUUUACUUUUGGUGGGAAAGAGAUUCUUUUUUUCAAAUGCUCAGCGAUGCACUCACCCAGAUAAGGCUAACUGAGGCUCAAAUGCCAAGACGUGGCUGCCUCCGUGGACACAUGCCAUUUCCUGUGGCCUUCCCCCGAGCGGGCGGCUGGACGAGCCUGGGGCCUGUGAGUCAGGCCGUGGCUAAUGCAUUCUGAGUCCACUGCAACAAAAGCAGACUUGAAAUGCUGGCCUAGAGAGUAAAACCUGAGGUUCACGGGCUCCGGUGGUGGCAAGGACCUCCUUCCCUAUGGGACGCUCAGCUCCCUAGCCUCAGUUCCCACAAGUCAAAGCGCCUGCUCCCACCAGACCCGCCUCAUGGUUCCUUUUGUGCUCAUUUCUGCUUAACUAACAUUCAGGCUGAAUCUUGAAGACUUUUAUCCUUCCACCACCUCUCUUCGAGGGAUGAGCAGGGAGGCCGGAUUUACCGUGACUGAUUGUCUAUCAUGGGCACAGGCACCGAGACAGGAAGUGAAGCAAGGCCGUGUCUUGCCGAUGGUUAAAAUGAAGCGUGGCCCUGCUCCCUAAGAACUAGGCCAAGAAGACACUUCAACUCCUACUCCUCCUCGGAUUUCUAUUUGUAUUUCCCUCAAUUUUUCUACCAACGGGUAUGUAGUUAGGAGCAAUGAACUGAAUUCUGUCCAGAGCUCCAAGUCCUUUAGAAGAAGGAUAAAUGCAUGUAAAAAAUGUUGCUUGCUGUGGCAAUUCACAGUGCUUUUCUUGCAAAAUUAGUACCAGUUGGUUGGGAGUAAAACACAAUUCACAAAUUGAAAAUGAACCAAAAGGUAAUGACAAAAAGGGAGUGGUAUUUUGAUUUGGGGGAGAGUUAUAUUGGGCCUAGGUUGGACUGAGAGUUGGGUGUUAUUUAACAUAAUUAUGGUAAUUGGGAAACAUUUAUAAAUACCAUUGGGACGGUGAUAAAAUACAAAAGGGCCUAUAGAUGUUAGAAAUGGGUCAGGUUACUAAAAUGAGAUUCAGUCUGACAGAAAAUAAACUUUAAAGCAGAAUUCACCCAACUAGGUUCUCCUCUGAGAACCAGAGAAGACAAUCCACUAAAAGCCAGAUUCUCAGAGGCAUGCAUAAGCCUGCAUGGUAGCCACUUUUCACACGUAGCUAUUGACCACUUGAGAUGGGAUUAGUCUACAUCGAGAUGUGCUGUGCUAUAAAUAUAAAGUACACAUUAGAUUUCUGAAACAAAUGUGAAUAAUAAGAAUGUAAACUAUCUCAUAAGUAAUUUAAGAAUAUGGAUUACAUGUCAAAAUGGUACUAUUUUGGACAUAUUGGGUUAAAUAAAAUAUAUUAAAAUUAA
Microcebus murinus (gray mouse lemur) is the source of this 3428-nucleotide messenger RNA. Lineage: Eukaryota; Metazoa; Chordata; Mammalia; Primates; Cheirogaleidae. The record is from RefSeq and is a predicted model, not a curated record.